UCCAAGCGUCAAUGUUAUUAUACACCCUGAAGAUGCGUUAAUAACAGUUCCAGAAGAUGAAGCAAUAAAAGCCAUACGACAACAACACUGGAUCCAAGACAGCACCUUCCUUAGUUUAAAUGUCGACAAUCCCGCUAUGCUUAUGGCUUUGUUUAAUGCAAAUAAUCCGCAACUUAUUCCUAUUCAUCAAACCAUGACAAAAGGAGCAGUCAAGAAUGGGGAGGCUGAUCAAUCUUACGUUUUGGAUCCAGAUGAAAGAUUAAAAUUACGAAUGUUGAAUACGAACAAGAAGAACACCAUCAAUUGCGAUGUAGUUGCUAUGAAGUAUUAUCUGAUGUUGCUGUUGAAAUUUGAAGGAAUCAACCAUCUUUAUUCUAUUCCUCAACAACAAAACCGACAGCAGUUAUUUUCGGUGCAAAACGAUAU
Molecule: messenger RNA, 426 nt
Organism: Racocetra persica
Lineage: Eukaryota; Fungi; Glomeromycota; Glomeromycetes; Diversisporales; Gigasporaceae
Source: the annotation of a GenBank genome assembly